UAAGACGCCAACGAAUACACACGUGUUGUCUCGCGAAAUUCGACACUGCAAAUUAACGGACUGAAAUGUUUAAACUGCUCUACACAAGAGUGCCAAAAGUGAAAUUGUGACGUGCUCAUUGAUCAACGUUCUCUUGAACGUCGCCGCUUGUUGUGCAAAUGCGUCGCGUGUAGUUAGUUCCGUCAAUCCAUCGACAUAUUCCCACGUCCAUUGAAGGCAGCGUCAUUGAGUGACGACUGGAAGUGAAGUUGGUCCCCGCUUUCGACUCCACAACGCUUGAAUAAUUUUAAUGUUUUAACUUGAGCGAAUUAUCUGGCCGUGAAAAAAAAAAGUUGUCUUACCACGCGGGGAAAAUGCAGACAAUUGAAAUGGAUAUGGUGGCGACUCGCGCGUGAGAGUGGCUCCCGAAACACAGGAAGACGCGUGAACGACGGAUGUGUGACCGUGACGACCGUAGACUCGUUUUGUUUCAUGUCCUCGUCUGAAGUUGACGUGUUGGGCGACUAGUUCAAGCUUCAGCCUCACCGAGGCUUCUUCUUCUUCUUGCUGUGGGGUGGACCGAACGCGAGCCCCCAGAACUGCGUCGCGUGUGCUCGCAUACGUGCUCUCGUGGGUUCCAACAUGGGCACCCAGGGCACAGGACGGAAAAGAAACAGCAACAAGGAGAGAUCCACGGCAGAGGACGAUGCCUUAAAUCUCAUCGCCCGAGAGGCUGAGGCCCGACUGGCAGCCAAGAGGGCGGCGAGGGCGGAAGCCAGAGAGAUCCGCAUGCGGGAACUCGAGAGGCAACAAAAAGAGAUCUUUCAGGUGCAGAAGAAGUAUUAUGGCUUGAAUCCCAAAUCAGAUGACAGAUCAGACAGCAAAUGGGGAGAUAUUGAGCAAUGGAUGGAAGACAGUGAGCGAUACUCACGACCCCCACAGCCGCACACGCUUUCGGAUGACGACGAACGCACGUCCGUGGGAAGCCGAGGCAGCGCCAGGAGCUCGUCGUCGCUCUCGCAUAAGUCCAAGAAGAAAAAGAAGCAUAAGCACAAAGAGAAGGAUAGGAACGGCCACGAUGAUGAGUACGGUGUUCUAUCCAGCCGGGCAUCGUACGCCUCGUCUGACUCGUACAGCCUCAAUGGUCUGCCCGCCGGCCGGAAUCCGGGUUCAAGUGGCACCUACCAGAGCUCCUUAUACGAGGACGGUCUCUGCUCCGGGUCGCGGCGACUCUCCGGCUCCAACUUUGGCUCCCAUCCUCUCGAGUACAGCGGCUGCCGCAGCUCCAACUCCAGAACUUCCAGCCGGGCCAAUUCUGCCCGUACCAGCCCAGCGGUGAGCCGUCCACAUAGCCUGCCCGCAAGUCAUGAAAUGCAGCCGCCUGACAACGCUGGCUCUGUCGCCAGUCUGUACAGAAGCACUUCCAGUAGCAGAGGCCUCCCCAGAGAUCUGGACGAUGUUACUAUUCCCGAUUUUUCUGACGUCGACGACAGGGAUUAUCUGGAGAAAGGUUCCCGAGCGGCUUCCGCGUUAACGCCGGCCACUCUCUCCUCCCUCGGCGGGACUUCCUCGCGGAGAGCAAGCGUAGAGACCGCCAUCACGGUCGACGCCGAAACGGCAACGAGAGAAAUUAAGGAAAUUCAUGAACUGAAGGAUCAGAUCCAAGAUGUGGAGUCCAAGUACAAUCAGAACCUAAAAGAAGUCAAGGAGGCGUUAACAGAAGUGGAGGAGAAAUACCGCAAGGCCAUGGUGUCCAAUGCCCAGCUGGACAAUGAAAAAAACAACCUGAUGUACCAGGUGGACACACUGAAAGACUCGCUGACAGAACUGGAAGAACUCCUGUCCGAGUCGAGGCGGGAGUACGAAGAGAAGGUCAAGGACUUUGAACGCGAGAAACAUGCCCACAGUGUUCUUCAGUUCCAGUUCAACGAAAUGAAAGAGACGCUGAAACAAAGCGAGGAGCUGCUCAAUGAGAUCCGUCAGUUGCGUUUGAAACAGGAGGCUUUUGCUAGGGAAAUAUCGGAUCUACAAGAGACGGUGGAGUGGAAGGAUAAGAAAAUUGGGGCCUUAGAGCGACAGAAAGAAUACACGGACGCAAUCCGAACUGAGCGAGACGAACUCAGAGAAGAGGUUGUGAAGCUGAAAGAUAUUCUAAAGAAACACGGAAUAGUACUCGGACCCGAUCUGAGCCUCAAUGGCGAUAGCAGCGAGACGGAAACGGACGUCGCCACCAGCGGCGGCGAUGCCGCUCCCCAGCAGGCUCAGGCUUCGCCGACCUCCCCGUCGGAGGGCAACGGCAUGCUCGGAAGCUCAGAGGAGACUCAGUUGAGAAGUAGAGGAAAGGAAGAGGUGGAUCAAGAACAGCCCGGACAAGUGUUUGAGCAAGGCCAGAUGAGUCACCUGAGCGCCAAUAGGCUCUCGAAUGCUGAUGAGGCAUCCAGGCCCGUUCAUGAAAAUGACAGUUGCCUUAGCCAGAAUGCGCUGGCGGUCCCAACUGCCACGGAUCAAAUGGUUCUCAGGUCCACGGUUCAAGAAAACGCAACAAGUCCUGCGGAAACCGAUCCACAAAUCAACUCUGAUUUAGAGGAGACAGCCGCGCAAAUCAUUGAUAAUUUUGAAGAGAGCUCUGAGGACAUUAUUCAAACACAGUCAAACAAACACAAAACCAACGAGGAAGGUCAUUUGACAAAGACGGAACCAUCGCUAGAAACUGUGAAAGAAUCGUGCAGCCAGGAUGAUCAUAGUUGCCAAGUAGAUGUUCACAAAUCAGAAUCGGCUCACCGAGAAGAAAUAAAAGAUUCUGAACCAGGUCUGCAAGUAGACGUUGUCCAUUUUGACUCUUGUCCCCAGGAAGACGUACAAGAAUCUGAAUCAUGUUCUGACCCUUGUCCCCGUGGACAAGGUGUUAAAGACCCCAAAUCUUGCCUCCAAGUAGUCAAAGAUUUUGAAUCAAAUUCCCACGAAGAAGACAUAAACGAUUCCGGUUUAUGUCGCAGAGUGGAUGCCCCAAAAUUGGAACAGUGUCCUCAAGUAGACGCGCACGAUUCUAAAUCCUUUCCUGAAGCAGAUGUCCAAGAUUUUGUAGACCUACAAGUUCCAGAAUUGUGUCUCCGAGUCGAUUCUGAUUUGCUUCCUCAAGAUGGUAUCCAAGGUUUGGACUCCGUUCCCCCAGUAGAUGUUCAAGAUUCUCAAACUUGUCUUCAAGAAAAUAGAACUGAUCGCGCACCUGUUGACUCAUGCCCCCAAUUAGAAGAUAAAGAUUCUGAAUCAUGUCCCCAAGUACAGGUCCUCAAGGAUGCGCAAUCUAGUCUCCAGUUAGAUGUAAACGAUUAUGAAUCACAUCCCGUCCAAGGAGACAGAAAAGAUCCAGAAUCUUCCGAAUCAUAUCCCCAAAAAGAAUCCACAAACGAUCCAGAAUCUCGUCUCCAAGUAGAUAUAAACGAUUCUGAAUUACGUUCCCAAGUUCCUGUUGCUGAAGAUUCUGAACCUGGUCUCCAAACAGUAGAUCCUGAGUCCAACACUGAGCCGCAGCAUGAAACCGCUGAGGCAAGCAGCGAUGAGGGAGAUAAAAAUGCCACCAAGCCGGCGGCACGUAAGAGUGCUAACGCACGUGGGAAAAAGAAAAAAAAGAAGAGGAGAGGCAAAAGGAAAGGAGGCUCCCUUGAGGAACAAAAUCACCAAGAAAAUGCGACGGCUCCCGCGAGCGGUCAGAUGGCCGGCGUGACAGCAGAUUUAGGAAAGGAUGAGUCUGCUGCAGACUGUGGCAACGACGGGAACGCCCUUGAACGCCUCCCUGAAUCAGUUGUCCAUCGAGUAGAUGCAUCUGACCCGGUGGAUCGCACGGAAACCUCAAAUGAGCCCACGGAAUCCACAGUGGCGCAAACGCUCAAUCCGAAUGAGUCCAACGUACGGAUCCCUCAACCGGAAACCCCCGCGGAGACUUUUUCGCUCACUUCGCCACUCGUUCGGACAAAAACGGAUCAUGAUGGAGAAGAAAGUUUGGAUUCUGCGGAAGUGGGGGAAGGAUGCGUUCAAGGGUCUGAGCCGGAGGCGGGUCACGGCGGCCCUGAUCUUUUGGGGAGUUGUGACAAGGACUCCGUUUUCGAUGAGACCGCCACGGUUGACAUUUCAGGCCACGGUGACACAAGUUCAUCAGGUGUUGUCCAUAGUGAAUGUGAAACAAGUUCUGAAACUACAAACUGUAAUAAAGAAGACUCGGGAGCCGUGUUAGAAGUUGAAAGCCACGGUGAAACAGCUCACUUUGAAGCUCUUGAAAGUCAGAAUCCGAUGUCUGUUGGGGUAGUUCCUGAUACCUUUGAGGAUUUUGAGAACGCUUUGGAACUGAAAACUUUGCCAAACCAAGACGAUCAGGAACCGGAAGCAGAAUGCGAGUACAGAUUAAGAGAGGAACAUCAACACGUGUUGGAAAAUGAGCAGUUGUUCGAUUUAGUCAAGAUGGAGAAUUCCUUGUGCGACCUUGACAACGGGGAGAUGGUCUUGGAGACUCAGGCCGAAGCGAUUGCUGACAAACAGACAUUGGCGUGCGAAGAGCGUGUUGACGCUGCCUCAGACACCGAGGUCCAGACCCCAGAGUCCGAGAAAACCAGAUGUGAAGUCGGUCCUGAAAAAUGUCCUCCCGCGGACGAACAUGAGCAGCGUGAAAGCAGUCAAGGUGACCGGGAAGUCCCUCUCGCUCUCGACACCUACCGACAGGACUGCGAGGAGGAUGUCAAUGAUGAAGAUGAGAAAGGGCAGUCCUUUGACUUUGAUGACAUGGAUAUAGACCAAGCCAUGGAGACGGAGACGCUCGAAGAUCCGCAGGGGAAGGAAGUUGAGCCGGGACCUGAAGAAGUCCUGUUAGAUGAACUAAAUACCGAUCGUGACAGUCACGCCGAAAAGCAAAAGGAGAGAGAGGCGAGUACGCGUGACGCCACACCAGAGAAUCCGGAGCAGCCGGACGUCGACGUGGCUGCUGAAGUCCUGCCUGAUGAAUCCAGUAACAAUAAUAACAGUAACAUUGAAGAGCCAAAGGACAGCGAGGCUAGCGCAUAUGUCGCCACACCAGAUAACAUCUUAGUUGACGUGGAAUCCGUACCUGAACAUUUGGAAACUGUAGACAACGUGAAGGAGAAUAGCGAGUCUUCCAACACCGAAGUAUCGGAAACCACGGACGUAGACCAUCUCCCACCCGAGGCUCCGCCUUUAGCGGUAGAAGCUUUGGUUGCCGUUGAGAACCCGCGAGAUUUAAGCACGACCCUCAGCAACCGAGAGACGCCGCUCUCUGGAAAAGAUGGGAAGAAAAAUGGAAAGAAGGGCAAGAGCAAGGGCAGAGAUGAAUGCAAGGUGACUUAGCGCUUACAAAACAAACAUACAGUGUGAUAUUCUUUUUUGUUUUAUUAUUUCUUAAUGUGUAGCUUUUGAAUGGACACAAAGUUUUAUUUGUUUGCCAGUUGUACGUGCGAGAAAAAAAAUUAUAUCAUGCUGUUGAUCGUUUUGGGUUCACAUUUUUUCUGUUUUUUUGUUGUUUGUUUUCAUUAUUUAAGGACCUGUUCAGCCCUUUGCGUUGUAGUUAACGUAUACAAAGUUGAGAAAAAGACUGACUGUUGUCGUUUUUCUAAGCAGGCCAAAAUGAAACGUGUCGUCUGCAAAUUUCAUCCGUAAUGUUGCCUGUGUCGGGUUAGUAUUUUGGUUUGGAUUCGCAUUGGCCUUGGAGGUUUAGGUUUUGGGGCUGCGGUAUGAAGUUUGCAUUAGGAUCAGGGUCAGUAGUUAGGAUUGCGGAUGGAGUUUUAACGUACGGUUAGAGCCAGAAAUUACGGUUGGUGUCAGGAGGUUCAAGGUUAGGGGGGUCUCGUUGAGGUUAGACUGGGUUUAGGUUGACGGCAUGCGUAAACCAAUGCAAGCUACAGGUCACUUUUUUAUUGCACUUAAUGAAUGCUGG
Molecule: messenger RNA, 5917 nt
Organism: Hippocampus zosterae (dwarf seahorse)
Lineage: Eukaryota; Metazoa; Chordata; Actinopteri; Syngnathiformes; Syngnathidae
Gene: lrrfip1a
Product: leucine rich repeat (in FLII) interacting protein 1a
Exons: 21
Coding region: 622-5331 (1569 amino acids)
Biological process (GO): regulation of transcription by RNA polymerase II
Molecular function (GO): DNA-binding transcription factor activity, RNA polymerase II-specific; RNA polymerase II cis-regulatory region sequence-specific DNA binding
Source: RefSeq, a predicted model, not a curated record